CAUGAGCACGCAUUGAACGUUAAUUUAAUAAUUUAAUUGAUUGCGUAAUAAUAACCGAUUGGGAAUUCAUACCACAAUAUUUUGAUAACAUGUUUUUCCAAUCAUUAAUAAAACCUUAUCUUAAGGUUUUCCAACAUUGGCGUACCAUGAGUCGACAAUGUGGACAUGAGCCUCGUUUAUUUGUAAUAACUCCUUCAAGAUGGCAAUGGCUUAAAACUAAAGACUUGUGGCUGUAUUAUAUGUGGAUUGGUUUUCUUGUAACUGGGACAAUUAUUACAGGAACAAAUAUAUUUAUUGGACCAGCACAAUUAGAAAAAAUUCCGUGUGGCUAUGUACCUCGUUAUUGGGAAUAUUAUCAACAUCCAAUAACACGUUUUCUAGCACAGUAUAUUUUUCCCAAUCCACAACAAGAGUAUGAAAAAAUGAUGCAUUAUUUAUAUGAAGAACACGAAAAAAUACAAAUACGAAAUUUGGAGAAAAAAAUACGCAAUUUAAUGAAUGAGAGACAUGAUUAUCAAGCAUGGUAUUAUAGACCAGGAAUUGCUAAGUAUCAUCGUGCAUCUAAAGAAGCUGCAGAUUAUUUGCUAAGUCUUCGAGGAGAUUAAAAUA
Molecule: messenger RNA, 609 nt
Organism: Chrysoperla carnea
Lineage: Eukaryota; Metazoa; Arthropoda; Insecta; Neuroptera; Chrysopidae
Product: NADH dehydrogenase [ubiquinone] 1 beta subcomplex subunit 5, mitochondrial-like
Exons: 1
Coding region: 90-605 (171 amino acids)
Source: RefSeq, a predicted model, not a curated record